UCCCCACCCCCGAGUUACAGUUGAUGCAGGCCUCCAGCCGAGAGGAAGUGACCCCCAAGGCCUAGCUGUCCCGCGGGUGCAGGAGCAGAGGAGGGAGAAGAGGCCCCAGGUCCACAUGAUGAACUUGGGCGCUGGAGGGGCGCCCAGGCGGAUCCCACAGGAUCGCACAACAUCCGGAGACCCUUUGCCAAUGAGUCUUGGGUCUGCUUUUUAGAACUGGACAGACAGGAGAGCGGGGGAACGCACCAAGUAACGUUGGUCAGGGUCUUCCAACAGCCUUUUAAGUAGAACUUAAAACAUCCAUUUAAAAACAAAAUGCCUAAGGCCAGUCAUGCAGGUGGUAGCGGAGGUGCCCUGGUGGAACUGCAAGGUCAGAGGUUGGAAAGUACCAGCCGCUCCCAGGGGGAGAGAUGCGUCUUUCUACUCCCAUACAGAGUUACAGUUCUCCUCCCCCACAGGGUAGCAGUGAGUCAGAUCUCCCCAGUGACGGUGACGGUUGAGUGUGUGAUGUUGCUCAAAUCCUUGGCAGAGAACAGCUGUGUACAUUGCCGCUUAAUUACAUACACUUUUAAUUUUUUAAGUAAGCUUAACUUUGCACUGGUCCUGCCCUUUCUCAGCAAAAUAUGAAUUAUGCUGCAGCCAGUUUAAUCUUCCGGUUAUUGGAAGGGAGGCAGGCAAGAAUAAUGGCCCAUUCCCCAGAGGAGUUUGCUAAGGAGAGUCCGGAGCCCCGGUGGCACAGUGGUUACUGGUUGGGCUGCUAACCUCGCCCAGCAGCAGCUUCUCUGGAGAAAGAUGAGGCUUUCUACUCCCAAAAGAGUUGCAGUCUUGGAAGCCCCCAGGGGCGGUUCUAACCCGGCCUCUGGGGUUGCCGUGACUCAGUGGCAGUGAGUUGAGUUGAGUUGAAGGUUGGUUCUGCCCUGGUGCCUGCUGUGACUGUCACCAUUACCCGGUAGGAAAGUUGAUGAGGGGUCUGUGGGAGUCUGAGGCUCAGAGAGGCUUUUGGCGACUUGGUAAAGUAGAACCGGGCCAGGUCUCCCGGGCCUUUUCUCCUGGAGGUGACUGUUAUUCCACGGCCCUGUGGCAGGACACCUAUUCCCAUGCUUCUUACUGGGCUGCUGCAUCCCCAGCAGGGCUGUCUCCUAGAGAGCGCCCUGGGACAGCUCAGGAUGGGCUUGCUGAGCCUGACCACAUCCUGCCCAGGUGAAAUGGGAGCCAGGGAGGCAGGGAAAUGGUGCGGUGGUCACCUGCGACAGGCAAGGGGCUGUGCUGGCCAUGGUCAGGAUCCGGGUAAGAGGUGGAAGAUGAGCUGUCCUCUGGGCGGGGAGGUGCAGUGCCCUCGCUCUCCCUGGCUGGGGGAGGACUUUGUGAGAGCUCCCCCACCACCACCACUCAGCCCUUCUCUAGCUUGUUCACCACCCCGGAACGGACGAGCAUGUCGGCUGGCCCUCCAGUCCACUCUGUGUGAAGCUUUCAAAGGACCCAACAUGCUACAUGCCCCUCCGUGAGCUGGUCUCCCUACCUGUCAGCUGCAGCCCUUCCUGAACCUCUGGCUGUUUGGAAGUUCCUUUGCUAAGAUGAAGUGUGUCCUGGUGGCCACCGAGGGAGUGGAGGUCCUCUUCUACUGGAUGGACAAGGCGUUUGAAGAGAGUCUCCAGUUGAAGUUUGGGCGGUCAGAGAGUGAGGGAGAGGAGCUGCCUGCCCUGGAGGACAGGCUCAGCACCCUGCUGGCCCCGGUCAUCAUCUCCUCCAUGACGAUGCUGGAGAAGCUCUCUGACACGUACACCUGCUUCUCGACGGAGAAUGGCAACCACCUGUACGUCCUUCACCUGUUCGGAGAGUGCCUGUUCAUUGCCAUCAACGGAGACCACACGGAGGGCGAGGGGGAGCUGCGGCGGAAGCUGUACGUGCUCAAGCACCUGAUGGAGGUGCACUUUGGACUGAUCACCAUGGACAGCCAGCUGAUCCAGAAAGAGCUGCGGCCCCCAGACCUAGAGCGGCGCCGGCAGGUGUGGGAGCAUUUCCAGAGCCUGCUGUCCACCGCCAGCCGCCUGCGGGAGCAGGAGCAGUGGUUCGCUGUGGAGGCCGUGGAGCGGCUGAUCCACCCCCAGCUGUGCGAGCUGUGCAUAGAGGCCCUGGAGCGGCAUGUCGUCCACACUGUCAACACCAGCGCUGAGCGGGCAGGUGAGGAGGCUGUGCACGCCUUCCUGCUGGUGCACGCCAAGCUGCUGGCCUUCUACUCCAGCCAAAACGCCAGCUCGCUUCGCCCCGCUGACCUGCUGGCCCUUGUCCUCCUGGUACAGGACCUCUACCCCAGUGAUAGCACGGCGGAGGCCAACGAUGUGCAGGCCACCCCGCAGAGGACGCAGGGCAGCCCGAGCAUCCCUGUGUUGCAGCCCUGGAACCCCCACUCCGCACCAGCGGCCAGCAGCAGCUCGCCAGAGAUGGAGACAGACAGCUUCUCCCUCGAGGAGUACUUCACACCGGCGCCUUCCCCUGGCGAGCAGAGCUCAGGUAGCACCGUCUGGCUGGACGGGGACACCCCACCCCUCCAUGAUGAGCAGAUCCAGGUGGGAGAAGACCCCCUGCAGACGCUGGACUCCCACUCCCCAGCAGCGUCCAGCCCUAGAAGGAUUUUCCUGGAUGUCAGCGUGAGAGAGAAAUACUUCCCCCUGGUGCCCCACACCUUGUACUGCCUGCCCCUGUGGCCGGGCAUCAACCUGGUGUUCCUGACCAAGAGCCCGGGCACCCCCCUGGCCCUGGCCCUGUACGAGCUGCUGGAUGGGUUUUCCCUGUUGGAGAAGAAGCUGAAGGAGGGUCAGGAGACCGGAAGUGCUCUGCGGUCCCACCCCCUCGUGACAGACCUGCGCCAGAGGAUGGACAAGUUUGUCAAGAAUCGAGGGGGCCAGGAGAUUCAGAGCACCUGGCUGGAGUUUAAGACGAAGGCCUUCUCCAGAAAUGAGCCAGGAUCCUCCCGGGAGCUGCUCUCCACGUGCAGGAAGGUGCAGCAGCAGCUCUUCACCAUCUACCGGCUCAGCUUCCUGAGCACCGCGCCGGGUCGGGGCAGCCCCCACCUCCCCCAGCACCUGCAGGACCAAGCCCGGCAGCUCAUGCAAGAAAAGCUGGCGGACUGGAGGGACUUCUUGUUGGUGAAGAGCCGGCGCAACGUCACCAUGGUGUCCUACCUGGAAGACUUCCCGGGCCUGGUGCACUUCAUCUUCGUGGACCGCACAACUGGGCGCAUGGUAGCGCCUUCCCUCAGCACCAGUGAGCAGGCAUCUUCGGAGCUGGGCAAGGGACCCCUGGCAGCCUUCAUAAAAAACAAGGUGUGGUCUCUGAUCCAGCUGGCACGCAGGUACCUGCAGAAGGGCUAUACCACGCUGCUGUUCCGGGAGGGCGACUUCCACUGCUCCUACUUCCUGUGGUUCGAGAACGAGAUGGGCUCCAAGCUGCAGAUCAUGGAGGUGCCUGUCCUGGCUGAUGACUCGGUUCCCAUCGGCAUGCUGGGCGGGGACUAUUACAGGAAGCUCCUGCGUUAUUACAGCAAGAGCCACCUGGCUGAGGCUGUCAGGUGCUACGAGCUGCUGGCCCUCCAUCUGUCGGUCGUCCCCACAGACGUGGCGGUGCAGCAGGCAGGCGAGCUGGCCCGACGUCUGUGGGAGAGCUCCCACGUCCCCCUGCUCUAGGCCGUGCCAACUGACCAGCAGGCUCUCAGGUCGAUCCCCACCACCUGACGUUCCCCAUGUCAAGCAGCCGAUCUGGGCAGCCAUCCUAUAAUAGACAGAACACACACAUACACACACACACACACACCCCACCACCACCACCGCUACCACCCCUGAAAAGCCAGUGUUUUCUAAAGAGGAUCCUCUACACAGGUGGCCAGCAGGCCCUGAAAUCCUUCUCUGUGAAGGGCAAGGGAAGCCCGUGGGUGUCACCUGUCUCCUCAAAGCCAUCUCCCUGUCACCCCAGGAGACUGGAAAAGGUCCCAGUGCCUGAGGGGUGGGAAGACCCCCUCCUCCUGCUGCUCUCUGAAUGGGCAAAGCGCCCCUCCCUGCUUUCCUCCCAGAGAGAAGGUGCUUCCCUGCCUGCCACACCCAGUCCGAGGCUCUGGGCAAGUUUCUUACACGCUGAACCUGUUUCCUCACUGGUAAAAUGAUGUCACCCACCUCACAGGGUCCUUGUGAGGCUUACCAGGCACACAGUAGGUGCUCAAUAAAAGUCAGCAUUGUUAGUG
Molecule: messenger RNA, 4234 nt
Organism: Echinops telfairi (small Madagascar hedgehog)
Lineage: Eukaryota; Metazoa; Chordata; Mammalia; Afrosoricida; Tenrecidae
Gene: HPS1
Product: HPS1 biogenesis of lysosomal organelles complex 3 subunit 1
Exons: 19
Coding region: 1575-3683 (702 amino acids)
Biological process (GO): vesicle-mediated transport; melanosome assembly
Cellular component (GO): BLOC-3 complex
Molecular function (GO): guanyl-nucleotide exchange factor activity
Source: RefSeq, a predicted model, not a curated record